Messenger RNA from Gekko japonicus, 994 nucleotides. RefSeq names its product tumor protein D52-like 2 (gene TPD52L2). Lineage: Eukaryota; Metazoa; Chordata; Lepidosauria; Squamata; Gekkonidae. The transcript has 6 exons. Gene Ontology annotation, cellular component: cytoplasm. The record is from RefSeq and is a predicted model, not a curated record. The annotation marks the transcript as partial.
AUAUCAACCUUAACUCUCCCAACAAAGGUCUGCUGUCAGAUACGAUGACGGAUGUGCCCGUGGAUAACGCCAGCAGCGCCGCCGCCGCCCCUCCGAGACCCCCUUCCUACAACGGGCUCACCGAAGCUGAGGAAGAGGAGUUAAAAGCCGAGUUGGUCAAGGUGGAAGAAGAAAUUGGCACCCUGCGCCAGGUCCUGGCCGCCAAAGAGAGACACUGCGGGGAGCUGAAGAGGAAGCUGGGCUUGACCCCCUUGGACGGGCUGAAGCAGAACCUCUCGAAGAGCUGGCACGACGUCCAGGUCUCCAACGCAUACGUUUCGGCCAGCAGCACACUGGAGGACUGGAAUGAGAAAUUAACCCAAUCAGAAGCCUACAAGAAGACGCAGGAGACGCUGUCGCAAGCGGGCCAGAAGACUUCAGCCGCCCUUUCCAACGUGGGUUCCGUCAUCAGCCGGAAACUGGGAGACAUGAGGAACUCUGCAACUUUCAAGUCUUUCGAAGACCGUGUUGGAACCAUUAAGUCCAAAGUGGUGGGCAGCAGAGAGAACAGCGUCGACGAGCUACACUCCCCAUCGGCCUCUGGCGACAAGCCCGCCCAGGACAACGCCCCUUUCUAAGGCCGCCCGCGCAGUGCCCGGCUGCCAGAGCCCCGCCCCCUUGCUCUUCUCAACACGCGAGACAAAAAGAAAAUAAAAGUGGGUCCCCCCCGGUCCCCCCUCGGAAGAAAGAGAUCCACACACCUUAGCGCCGCCAUUUCCUCGCUGCUGGGUUCUCCAGGUCCAAUAAAGUGAGCGCCCAGUGUGUUUUGUACACGAUAUAUCUGACACUAAAGGGGUUCUGGGUAGGACGCACCGCGAGCGGCUCUCCUCAAAAGUAUAGCAGCACAGCAUUGUGGGGAUUCUACACGUUUUGGCACCAGAGGCCUGCUUCAUUCUCUGCCCCCUUCCCCGCCCCCUCCGCAGGCAGGCCGGAUUUUGUCUCUCUAAGCAAUGUG